Molecule: messenger RNA, 663 nt
Organism: Helobdella robusta
Lineage: Eukaryota; Metazoa; Annelida; Clitellata; Rhynchobdellida; Glossiphoniidae
Exons: 5
Coding region: 1-663 (220 amino acids)
Biological process (GO): regulation of cytoskeleton organization
Cellular component (GO): axoneme
Molecular function (GO): microtubule binding
Source: RefSeq, a predicted model, not a curated record
AUGAAUGAGGAAUUAAUGGAAGAUUUAUAUGCCUGGGUUGACAAGAUUCCCCUCUCCAGGCCCAAAAAAGAUUUAAAGAGGGAUUUCUCUGAUGGGGUUUUGGUUGCAGAAGUGGUCAAGCACUUUUUUCCAACAUUUGUUGAUUUACACAACUACCCUUCAGCACUUGGAGUUAAUAACAAAAUGACCAACUGGAAGAUUUUAAACAGGAAAGUUUUCCGUAAACUUAAAUUUGAGAUAAGUGAAGAUGUGAUAAGGAGUGUUGUAACAUGCCAGCCAAAUUCCAUUCAACAGUUUUUGUUGCUCCUCAGAUGUAAGAUUGAAAGCCUCUUAAACUCAUCAGACAUGCCAGAAGCUGAUCAGCAGCACAAUCAGGAUCAAUUUGUAGCAUUGAACGGAAUAAAAGUUGAUACUGAAAUUGAAUCUAGCCUGAUGCCGGAAAGCACUAGCAAGCAGGAGGCUCAGAUGAGAGGAGUCAACCACAUGGAAAUCAUCAGCAGUCUUCAGAAACUUCUCAUCAGCAAAGAGAUUGAUUUGGUAUCAAAAGAAGAGACGAUCGAUAUACUCAGGGCAAAGGUGAAGAAAUUAGAAAAUUUAUUAGAUUUAAAAGACAUUCGCAUAAAUGAUUCACCGCAGCAAAAAGUUGCUGACCUGAAAAACUAG